CUCUGACUGUGAGUCCCAGCAGCUCUCAGAUGUUUAAAGGACAGUUUGUCUCUCUGAGCUGUGAGGAGGACGACAGCUCUGCUGGAUGGACGCUGAGGAGGAACACAACCAAACAAACCAGAACUGAGUGUGGAGUUAAAUGGGGAAGAUCAGCUGGUUCCUCCUGCAACAUCAGCUACGUCAUCCCGCCAGACAGUGGAGUUUACUGGUGUGAGUCCAGAGAGGGAGCAACCAGUAACAGCAUCAACAUCACUGUCACUGGUGGAUCAGUGAUCCUGCAGAGUCCUGUCCUCCCUGUGAUGGAGGGAGAUGAUGUCACUCUGCACUGUAAAACAAAGACCUCCAACCUCCCAGCUGAUUUCUAUAAAGAUGGCUCCCUCAUGAGGACUGAGCCUGCAGGUCACAUGACCAUCCACCAUGUUUCCAAGUCUGAUGAAGGCCUCUACAAGUGUAACAGCAAUCAUGGAGAGUCUCCACCCAGCUGGAUCACUGUCACAGGUAAACCUACAACCACAGCCCUGACCCCUACAUCGGGAGCCCCGCCCCCUGCCUCAGCUCCCCUCCAGCUUGUGUUCAGACUGGUCUGCCACAUAGUGGUGUUCUGUCCAUACUUCAUCUCCACUCUCCUCAUGGUGUCUUUAUAUCGAUACAGGCCCACAGGAAAUGACCCGCCCGUCUCCAUGGUUAUGACUGCGCCCACUCAGACUGAGCAGGGAUUGGAUAAUGACUACGAUGACGUCAUCACCUCUGUCACCACAGAGCAUCACUUCUGAACUGAACAGAUGUGUUGUCGUUCUGACGUGAAGAUAAAAAUCAGAUUUCAAGUCCUUCAUGAAUGAAAAACAGCAGAGCAUCCGAAACGCUUCCCUGUGGAACUCCACAUGUUCUAGUUUGACUUGUACAUCAAAUGUGUUGAAGUUACAGAGAAGACAGGAAAUAUUUUUAUAUUUCUGCUGCUGUCUGUCUGUUUCAAGCUGCAGAUCUGAAAGAAAACAUGUCAUAAUUUUCUGCCAUGAUGUUAUAAACUUGUUUUCUUAAAACUGGUGAAACAAUGUGCAGAGAAAUGUCACAUCUAUUAAUGUAUCUAUCUCUACUGUUUGUUUUGUUGUUCAUUUUAUGACUUUAUGUUCAAUUAUUGAUGUAACACCAGUGUACAACCAUUUCUGCAGGAUUAAAAAGUUUGU
Messenger RNA from Thunnus maccoyii (southern bluefin tuna), 1184 nucleotides. RefSeq names its product Fc receptor-like protein 5. The transcript is spliced from 4 exons. The record is from RefSeq and is a predicted model, not a curated record. The coding region runs from base 30 to 773 and encodes 247 amino acids. Gene Ontology annotation, molecular function: transmembrane signaling receptor activity. Gene Ontology annotation, biological process: cell surface receptor signaling pathway. Lineage: Eukaryota; Metazoa; Chordata; Actinopteri; Scombriformes; Scombridae.